Aegilops tauschii subsp. strangulata is the source of this 971-nucleotide messenger RNA. RefSeq names its product protein LURP-one-related 8. Lineage: Eukaryota; Viridiplantae; Streptophyta; Magnoliopsida; Poales; Poaceae. The record is from RefSeq and is a predicted model, not a curated record.
ACCGUGACCAAAUCAGACAAGCUCCAUUGAUCUAUUCUUCGUCUCCACCGAUCCCUUAGUAAACCAACCAGCAGCAGCUCUUGGGUCACCUCUCCUCUCCCUGCUCCUCGAUCUAUCUAUCUCUAGGUUUCUUGAUCCACCGGUCUAGUCUAGUCUUUAGUGUGGCCAUGGCGAAGGUGCACCCGAACUUGGCCGUGCCGUCUCUGGGGAUGGCGGCCGCGGCGGCGGCCCGCGACGAUGAGCCGGUGACACUGACGGUGUGGCGCAAGUCGCUGCUCUUCAACUGCCGGGGGUUCACGGUGUUCGACGCCAGCGGCAACCUGGUGUACCGCGUGGACAUCUACGCGUCCGACUCCCGCGCCGAGGUGGUGCUCAUGGACGCCGCGGGGCGCCCCGUGCUCACCGUCCGCCGCAAGAAGGCCAUCAGCCUCAUGGGCGACCAGUGGCUGGUCUUCCCCGGCGAGGAGACGCGCGCGCCGCCGCUCUACGCGGUGAAGCGCACGCCGCAGUACAUGCGCGGCGGCGGCAAGUCCACGGCGCACGUGGCGGCGUGCGGGGGCGCCGCGGGCGGCGCGCGGUACGAGGUGGAGGGGUCGUACGCGCGGCGGUGCUGCGCGGUGUACGACGAGCAGCGGCGAGCGGUGGUGGAGGUGCAGCCCAAGGAGGCGGUGGGCACGGACGUGUUCCGGAUGGUGGUGCGGCCGGCGGGCAUGGACGUGUCGCUGGCCAUGGCCGUCGUGCUCGCGCUGGACCAGAUGCUCGGGAGGCCGGGGCUCCUCAGGAGCUGGUCCUCGUAGCGCCACUGAAACUGGGUUGCAUCCUUCAAUUUGCGCUCCCUUUUCUUCCAGUUUCCGACAUUGUUUGGGCCUGAGAGCAGAACAGCUCCUGUGCGCCCCCUUCUCUCUCCUUUUUUUCGUUUCCUUUUUGGAAACUUUCUCUUUGAUAUAUAUGAAGGUCUAUGUGCAUGGAAA